Wallemia ichthyophaga EXF-994 is the source of this 873-nucleotide messenger RNA. RefSeq lists its product as uncharacterized. Gene Ontology annotation, molecular function: metal ion binding; superoxide dismutase activity. The record is from RefSeq and is a predicted model, not a curated record. The transcript has 2 exons. Lineage: Eukaryota; Fungi; Basidiomycota; Wallemiomycetes; Wallemiales; Wallemiaceae. Gene Ontology annotation, biological process: superoxide metabolic process. The coding region runs from base 1 to 873 and encodes 290 amino acids.
AUGCUGAGAGCUGGAUUAAGCAGGCUAAGUGGUGUACGCCAAUAUCAUAGCGUCCCAGCUUCGAAAUUCAAUGUCGAUAAAGGAUUGGCUGGAUUCAUGAGCCCAAAGACGCUGCAAAUUGUAUCUCAGCAGUGGCAAGAAGGAUUGUUGAAUAGGCUUAACGAUUUAGUUAGAGACACAGAACUCGAGAAUCUCUCAGUGGUUCAGACGGUGAUCAAUUCGGCAACAAACAGGCAGAAUGUACUGGCAUUCAAUUAUGCAUCCGAGGCACUCAACAACAGCUUCUUCUUAUCAAAUUUGACUCAAACGUCUGAACCACAGGAUCCAAGAGGUUACCUUGUCAGCCAGCUUGAGAAAAGCUUUGGAAGUUUAGAAGGGUUUAAGUCACAGUUUGGUGCUGCUGCUAGUGCGCUCACUGGUUCGGGAUACGUCUGGCUCGUUAGCGAUAGCUCGAGAACACUUGGCAUAGUUACUACUUACGGUGCUGGAACAGUUUUGGUGCGUAGCAGGCAACAACGUGGCUUGUGGAGCAAUUUUAGUCUCGAUAAGGCUGGAAUGAGCAGCAAUAGCACUUUGGAGAAGAGUGGAAAACCACUUAGUUCACCAAGUCACACAACCCAUGCAAGCCCAGCAGCACACGCGCCAUCUCAAUCAAGAGAAUACAGCACUUUGAACCAGGAGACGAGAGCAUUAGCGGAAACGGGUGAUGUGCUCACUCCCCUGCUCUGCUUGAGCGUUUCAGAGAGGUGCUACAUGAAUGACUUUGGCGUAUGGGGAAGAGAAGAAUACAUAAAGGAGUUCUGGAAGGUUGUCGACUGGGCCAAAGUAGAGGAAGCAUACAGCAAAUUGAUUGCAAAAAGAGUGCACGUUUAG